AUGGCAUGGCUUUCGGUAGCGUACAUGUUCUACAUAUCUUGUGCUACUGCUGGCGCUGUAAACCUCUACAGCGCCCGGGCCUUUUCGCAACGAGGAAAACAGUUGGACCAGGAGGUUCAAUUUGGUCCUUUGGGCGAUAUCGUAUCUUCUGCAACCAACGCCGUUGGCGAUGCAUUGGGGUCAGCAGUUGACUCAAUGACAUCUUCUGCGGCCAAGGCCCUCUUAGGUGACAUGGCCGUUGACAACUUCGACCUUCCACCACCUGGUACGCACGCAGUGAACCAACAGGUGGUUCUUUGUGCCAUUGCCAUGCUCGUAGUCCUGGGUGUCGGUUGUGCGUUGGACAUGUUUUUGGCACCGCCAAAAUCGUCUACGCGACCGUCUUAUCUUUGCCUGGCAGCCCUGCUAGGAAGCUAUGCCCUUCUUCUACCAGGACUGGUUACUACACUGUUCCAGUUCAUUCUUGGCGUUGAAGUGCUCGGGGUGAAGGUCAUCCUCACACAGGUGGAUGGAGAUUAUGCACCUAUAGUGGAAUCAGCCGUUGGUGUUGUUCACCUUCUCUUUAAAACGGGUGGCUGGAUAGGGGCUUUCCUGCUCAUCCUCUAUGCCAUAGUGGUACCUGCAGUGAAGAUUGUUGCCUUGAUCAUGGCUGAGCUGUGGCGGGAGGAUCAGGACCCCAGGAAAGUGCGUAUGGCCAAGCACAUGGUGGAGGUGGUGCAGAUCAUCAGCAAGUGGGCCUGUCCAGACAUGUUUGCCUACAUCCUUUUGUUAUAUUUGUUUCGUCAUUUGGAUGGAGCUGGCGGCGUGGUGGCAGCACCUGCGCAGCUUGGAAUUGGUUUCGCUUGCUUCAGCCUUUUCUGCGUCUUCUCCACGUUCUCUACCCUCAUGGUGCAGGCCCCUGCAGUUUCCGAAACCAUAGAGGUGGCCAGCCCUCCUUGGGUCCUACGAACCUUCGGCUCCGAGUCUCUCUUCAGCGUGGCAGCAAUAGCUUUCCUGGGGUUCAUGGCCACAUUUGUCAUUGGUUUGUUUACGCCAGCGAUGGCCAUUUUCUUGGACUCUGGCCUUUUCCUCAAGCCGAACGGGCCGCUGGAUGCUUCAAUGAAGCCGCUAUUGGAUUCACUCCACAUUGAGGACUUAGUGAAUGCGGAGGUUACAAUCUCUGGGGCUACACGUGCACUUAUGGGCUACAUUGCCAAGGGCGAGCUCAAUGACAUUUUCGCAGUGCUUAUGCUUUCCGUCUUUGUGAUCACGCUCCCAGUUGUGAAUAUGCUUUGUCUCCUUCUAGCCUCCUGCAACAUGUCGAAUCCGGAUGCAGCUUGGAGGUUUAUUCGAAUAUCCAGGGUUCUGAAACACAUCGAGAUGUUAGACGUGGCCAUCAUGGGCAUCAUUGUCGUCACCUGUGCCGGCACAGCCUACCACAAAGAAGGUGGGCAAAGGAUGAGCGGGUCUCUGUUGUUGGCUGGUGCCGGCUAUGUUUCUCUUCUCAGACAGUGGCCGGUCUAG
Durusdinium trenchii is the source of this 1503-nucleotide messenger RNA. The record is from the annotation of a GenBank genome assembly. NCBI's taxonomy places the organism in Eukaryota, Dinophyceae, Suessiales, Symbiodiniaceae.